This is a messenger RNA of Pistacia vera, 1566 nucleotides long. Its product is annotated as pentatricopeptide repeat-containing protein At2g20710, mitochondrial-like. Lineage: Eukaryota; Viridiplantae; Streptophyta; Magnoliopsida; Sapindales; Anacardiaceae. The record is from RefSeq and is a predicted model, not a curated record. The transcript has 2 exons. Gene Ontology annotation, cellular component: mitochondrion. Gene Ontology annotation, molecular function: protein binding. The coding region runs from base 1 to 1281 and encodes 426 amino acids.
AUGAAGCUUGUAAGCUCGCGUACAAUCCUUGAAGGCAUCAAUUUUCAGCUCCGUCUUGGGAAUGUUUCGAGAAUUUCCUCAUACUCAACCGCAACUGGAAACCUCACAACAGAAUGGAGAAGCUCGAGUCCGUACUCAAACUCAAUGCGCGAUCUGUUCCGUCGUAUCUCGACGCUGGGAGAUGCAACGGUCUCCAUUGUUCCCCUGCUCGAUCAAUGGGUCCAAGAAGGGCGAACCGUAGAGAAAGAACAGCUCCAACUCUUCAUCAAAGAGUUGCGAUCCUUCAGACGAUUCAAUCAUGCUCUCCAGAUAUCUAUGUGGAUGACUGACAAAAGAUACAUUCCACUUAACGCCGAUGAUGUUGCCGUUCGGCUGGAUUUGAUCUCUCAAGUUCAUGGGGUAGAACGAGCAGGAAACUAUUUCAAUAAUGUUUCAAAACAAUUAAGGAGAUUUCCUGUUUAUUCUGCUCUUCUCAAAUGCUAUGCCAAUGCAAAAUCUGUGGAAAAAGCAGAGGCCACCAUGCAGGAAAUGAGUGAUUUGGGAUUUUUUAUAAGAACACCACUGCUUUACAAUUCUAUGCUUAAUCUUUAUUAUAAGACUGGAAAUUUUGAGAAAUUUGACAGUCUGAUACAUGAAAUGGAAGAAAAAGGCAUCAGUUAUAACAAAAUGACAUUUUGCAUCCGUCUAAAUGCCUAUGCAGCUGCUUCUGAUGUUGAGGGAAUUGACAAGAUUGUAAACAUGAUGGAAUUCUAUCCCACUGUUCUCUUAGACUGGGAAUUAUAUGCUACUGCAGCUAGUGGGUAUGCAAAAGCUGGGUUUUUGGACAAGUCUUUGCAAAUGCUGAAGAAAUCUGAGGGACUAAUACCAGGUGAAAGUAAAGCAUACGAAAUUCUUAUAAAACAGUAUGCAACAACUGGGCGGAAAGAUGAAGUUUUAAGACUUUGGGAACUCUACAAGAAGAAUGUUACUGUUUACAAUAGUGGCUAUAAAUCUGUCAUGUCUUCUCUGUUGAAAUUUGAUGACCUGGAGAGCGCCGAGAAGAUUUUUGAGGAAUGGGAAUCUCAGAGUCUAUCCUAUGUUUUCCGGAUUCCAAACUUGUUGAUUGGUUGUUACUGUAGAAAAGGCCUUUUGCAGAAGGCUGAAUCUCUUUUAGGCAAGGCAAUAUUGAUGGGGGAGAAGCCGGAUUGGAAGACAUGGUUUUAUAUGGCAACAGGAUAUCUUAAGAAUAAUCAAACUCUAGUGGCAGUGGAGGCGAUGAAGGAAGCGUUGGUGGUUUGUUGAAACAAGUGGAAGCCAAGUAAGGAAUGCUUGGCGGACUCUUUGAACAUCUUAAAAGAUGGAGUCGAAGACAUAGAGGGAGUCGAGAAAUUUAUAAAUUUGCUCAGGAAAAAGAAUAUUAUCUCCGAGGAUCUCCAAGAAAAAUGGUUGAAUAAUGUCCAGAAUGGGAAGUUUAACUUCGAUGCACUCGGUAAGUUUUAUGGUGAUGCUUUGAUUGAUGAUGCAGAAGCACUUUCAGCGCUCGAGGUCGAUAACGAUGAUUCAGUAAAAGAACAGGAAACGUGUUGA